This is a messenger RNA of Volvox carteri f. nagariensis, 1965 nucleotides long. RefSeq lists its product as uncharacterized. Bases 59 to 1447 code for a protein of 462 amino acids. NCBI's taxonomy places the organism in Eukaryota, Viridiplantae, Chlorophyta, Chlorophyceae, Chlamydomonadales, Volvocaceae. Gene Ontology annotation, biological process: heme biosynthetic process. The record is from RefSeq and is a predicted model, not a curated record. Gene Ontology annotation, molecular function: protoheme IX farnesyltransferase activity. Gene Ontology annotation, cellular component: membrane; mitochondrion. The transcript has 3 exons.
AGUAGCGUUCCCGACACACGGCCCGGGGGCCCGGCCCCCAGAAGAGCCGCUUCACAUAAUGGCUUACUCCAGCCAACGAUAUGUGAAGCAGCUCAUUACACAGCUUAAAUGGCAACUUGCAAAGGUUGGCGCGGACAGUGUUGCCGGGGCAGCAUCAGAGGUCGGAGGCAUCCGACACUGUGGUCUACUCGGCAAGCGGCUUAUAUGGACGAGCCGAACACCUCUUUCAUCAUCAGUAACCCGUGCUGACGUAGACAGGGUGCAGGCCGGGUUCAACUUUCGCCGUCUGAUUAAUGACUACAAACAGCUCAGCAAAUUCAAGCUUAGUUCCCUCGUCGUGUUGACAGCUAGUGCUGGCUUUGUUGCGGCCAGUGGCGACACUAUUGACUACGAGAAGCUUGCUUGGACGUGUCUCGGCACUUUUGGGGCUGCAGCUUGCGCGAACACUCUCAACCAGGUGUACGAGGUCGCAAACGACCGACUCAUGUCGCGAACCCGCAACCGGCCACUACCGGCUGGCCGACUCGGCCGCCUGCAUGCGCUGGCCUUCGCGCUUGCAUGCGGAACAGCUGGCUUAUGGGUGCUGUACGAUAAGACCAACGCGACCACCGCUGCCCUGGGCGCUGCCAAUAUCCUGCUCUACGCCGCCAUCUACACGCCGCUGAAGCAGGUCACAAUUGCCAAUACCUGGGUCGGCGCUGUGGUGGGGGCCAUCCCACCGCUGAUGGGCUGGGCCAGUGCAGCCGGCCAACUGGACGCGGGUGCGGCGGUGCUGGCCGCCGCGCUCUUCUUCUGGCAGAUGCCGCACUUUUUGGCGCUCGCCUGGCUGUGCAAGGCAGACUACAUGGCGGGUGGUUUUCGCAUGCUAUCCAUGGUGGAUGCUACGGGCCGACGAACCGCAUUCACGGCGCUGCGGCACAGCCUCUACAUCGCACCGGUGGGAUUGCUGGCCGUACAGGCGGGAUUUGCGUCAGAGCCCUUCGCGUGGGAGGCCGCAGGCCUGGCGCUGUACUUGGUGUACGGCUCGACGCAGUUUGCACGACAACCGUCGCAGGCGAGCGCACGGAAGCUGUUCAAGUCUAGCCUGCUGUACCUGCCCCUGCUGCUUGCGGGUCUAGCAGCGCACCGGCUGCCCAACCGCCAUGAUGUGGACUUGCAGUUGCUGGGGAAGCGGACUCUGGACUGCGUGCCGUUGGGGCUGCGGGCGCAGCUGGGGCGGGCGUGCGGUGCAGUUGAGGAGGCCGCGGUGCAGCUGAGCGACACGCUGGUGGCGAACAACAUCAAGUGCCCCUCCAAGGCGUACGGCGAUUCGGAGGAGCUCCACACGACGCCGCACCCACAGCAACAGCAGCAACACCAGGAGGAUGAGCAGGAGGAUGAGCAGGAGGAUGAGGAUGAGCUGAAGCCAACAUUGUGGGAGGACAUGGCGAAGAGCGGGCGAGCGUGAGGAGGCGGGUGGUGUCAGGGCGGCGGCGAAUGCAGCAGCACGCCUGAGAUGGAGAAUCAGGGGCGCUGAUAUUGCAGUACGCAGACUUUGCGGUUCGUCGAUGCCAAAUAGGUUUGUGGUGACGUGGCUUGCAAAGGACUUGCACCCGAUGCCUUGAGCCUAAUUGCUCAAGGCAUCGGCCGCAAGUCCUUUGCACACAAUUCUCAAGCCCCCGGGAGUUUGAUGUAAAGGUGCAGCGGGAUCUGUCUUUUGCCCUUUUGCUACGGGUCAACGGCUGUAUUUACAGACUAAUGGCAUCGCUCCGCGGUUUGUGUAAAAGAUGGAAAAGACGGCCGUGCAUAACCCUUGCUUGGCAGGACAAACCCGGCCAUGCAUGCACUGCACAAUAUCUCGGCUGGAUAGUCGGAGCCUCGUGUCUUUGGGAUGGACCACAGCGGGAUGGACUCUGCUUUGAGGUAGACUUUAUGAAGGGUGCGGACAUUGCAACCCCUUACUGCACACACGUGUAACCCCCGGCG